This is a messenger RNA of Rubroshorea leprosula, 1783 nucleotides long. The record is from the annotation of a GenBank genome assembly. NCBI's taxonomy places the organism in Eukaryota, Viridiplantae, Streptophyta, Magnoliopsida, Malvales, Dipterocarpaceae.
AUAUUCCCGACCGAGAUAAGGCUAAUGGCCGACUUGUACCCCAACGGUCAACGGACUGCUCCUCCACAACUCUCCAUCUCCGCCUCCGAUUAUGGGGCGGCGGUCAAUCGUUAACUUGACCUUCUUCUCCUUCACAGUCACAUAUCUGGCACUACAGUUGCAACCCAUCUACACCAUCGGAUUUGAUCCUCAGAUCAUCCAGGAAUCGACAACACCGGUGCCCAGUCUUCAGGCCCGUCCAGGCGCGCCGUUCAGGAUCGCUCUGUUCGCCGACCUGCAUUUCGGGGAGAACGCGUGGUCGGAUUGGGGUCCACGUCAGGAUUUCAACUCCAUCCGGGUCAUGUCCUCUGUGCUCGAUGCUGAAACCCCAGAUUUUGUUGUGUACCUUGGAGAUGUGAUUACGGCCAACAACAUACCCAUUGAAAAUGCUACCUUGUAUUGGGAUCAAGCCAUCUCACCGACGAGGUCUAGGGGUAUUCCGUGGGCUAGUGUGUUUGGAAACCAUGAUGAUGCGCCGUUUGUGUGGCCGUUGGAGUGGUUCUGUGCUUCCGGAAUUCCUCAGCUAUGGUGCCCUUUGGCUAAUUCAUCAGAUUCAGGGGAAGCAGCAUGUAGCUUUAAAGGGACAUCACGAUUGGGAUUGAUGAAAAAGGAGGUUGAGCGUAAUGUGCUAUCGUACUCUAGAAGUGGUCCAAAUGAUCUUUGGCCUAGUGUAUCCAACUACGUCCUCCAAGUAGUGUCAUCAGACAAUCCAGAGUCACCACUGGUGUAUCUAUACUUUCUAGAUUCUGGGGGUGGUAGCUAUCCAGAAGUUAUAUCAACUGCCCAAGCAGAAUGGUUCAAGCGUAAAGCUGAGGAGAUCAAUCCUGACUCAAGGGUGCCAGAGUUAAUCUUCUGGCAUAUACCAAGUAAAGCUUAUAAGAGUGUGGCUCCAUUUUUUAUAUACAAGCCUUGUGUGGGUUCAAUUAACAAGGAGUGGGUUGCUGCUCAAGAAACUGAAUCAGGCAUCAUGAAUAUUCUUGUUAAAAGGCCUUCAGUCAAGGCUGUCUUUGUUGGGCAUAAUCAUGGACUGGAUUGGUGCUGCCCUUACGGGAAGCUUUGGCUAUGCUUUGCUAGACAUACCGGUUAUGGUGGUUAUGGAAAUUGGGAGAGGGGGGCAAGAAUUCUAGAAAUCACCAAGGAGCCUUUCUCUAUAAAAUCAUGGAUAAGGAUGGAAGACGGUAAGGUACACAGUGAAGUUACCUUGAGCUGACAGAGGGAAACCAAGUCAGCACAUUGGAAAGCCAUGCAUCAGCGAAGUUCGUGGAUGUCUUAAGAGGACAAAAGAAAUGGGGUCGUUCUAUUGAGAGGGGCUACUUGAUACAAGUUAGAAUACAAGUGCAAAUGCUAUGAACCUGCAGAGCUGGUGCAAUUACUCGUGCUUCCAAAAGUCAAGUUUGUAUAGUUGUAUAUUUUGGAUAAUGUAUAUAGGAUGCGGCCACAGCCAAUGUCAACUAUAUCCAAACCCCAAUAAUGUGAGUCUACCAUGAGCACAUACUAGACAAAUAUAAUGCAUGUGGAAAUGUCUGUGACGAUCGUUUUUUUUUUUUGACAAGGGUAAUGGUUAGAAAGUUAGUGAGUUAAUUAUUAGCAGUUGGUCCUCAGACCGAGUGAACAUUCCACCCCUUUAAAUGAGGCGCGCGGUCAUUAGACUGCAUUUUGGUGGAGUUCACGACGGUGGUGGAGCCCAAAGCUCCAAUCACCAUCUCACCCAAGCACUAAGGCUUGGGGGCGAACUAUUGGGCCA